Anoplopoma fimbria (sablefish) is the source of this 2843-nucleotide messenger RNA. RefSeq names its product WD repeat domain 43 (gene wdr43). Gene Ontology annotation, cellular component: nucleolus. Bases 81 to 2051 code for a protein of 656 amino acids. NCBI's taxonomy places the organism in Eukaryota, Metazoa, Chordata, Actinopteri, Perciformes, Anoplopomatidae. Gene Ontology annotation, molecular function: protein binding. Gene Ontology annotation, biological process: maturation of SSU-rRNA from tricistronic rRNA transcript (SSU-rRNA, 5.8S rRNA, LSU-rRNA). The record is from RefSeq and is a predicted model, not a curated record. The transcript is spliced from 18 exons.
CCAGUGCGCAUGUCCUCGGAAACCCACACGUGGUUGGUCCGGUGUAAACCACGCACGCAGACUCAAGCAGCGGCUCAGAAAUGGCGGCCGACACGGGCAGCUCUUCGCUGCAGCUACCCUGCGUCUUUUCACCCAAACCCCGACAGUACCUGGCGCUGUGUGCCCAGGACGGCAGGCUGCGCGUCUGGAACACGGACAGUAAGACGCUCCACCGAGAGUACGUGCCUUCAGCCCACCUGAGCGCCACCUGCAUCUGCAUAGCCUGGGGACCAUGCCGGACCGUCAAGGAGGGCCCUCAGAGGAAGAAGAGGAAAUCGGAGGCCGGGCAGGUGGAGGAGAAGGCAGACCUGUUGGCGAUGGGCACAGCCGCGGGCAGUGUGCUCAUUUACAGUACAGCCAAGGGAGCACUGCACUGUACCCUGGAUGGAGGCCACAGUGGAGGAGUGAAUUGUGUCCAGUGGCAUCCUCAAGACAGUUUAUUAUACAGCGGCUCAGAUGAUACGAACAUCAUAGAGUGGGACCUGCAGACGGGCAAGGCGAGAAGUAAGUGGAAGGCGGACCGUGCAGCGGUGACCAGUUUGUGUGUGAGCCCUGACGGCAAACUGCUGCUCUCAGCCGGUCAGAUAAUCAAGAUGUGGGACCUGGACACCAAGGAGGUUUACAGGAAGUUCACAGGCCACUCCACCGCCGUGACGACCCUGCGCUUUGCCACCACACGACCCCCCGACAGCAACGGCCUUUACUUCCUGUCCGGCGCCGCACACGACCGGCUGCUCAGCGUCUGGCAAGUACGAGAAGACGGAAAGGACAAGAAUUCUGUGGUGUCCUUCACGCUGACGGACGAGCCGCAGCACAUCGACCUGGUUGCGGCCAACAGCAAGGAAGAGGCGGUGAGGCUGGCGGUGGUGUGUAAGGAUGGACAGCUGCAUCUCUUUGAGCACUUUUUAAAUGGGCCCUGUAAGAAGCCGUUGUCUCCCUCGUGUACGGUCCAGAUGUCGGACACGAAGGACUCCCCGGUGCCGAUCCCACUGCUGGCCGCCGCCCUCUGCGCCGGUACGCGGACUGUGCUGCUGGGCUACGGCAACCACCUGCAGCCUGUGAUGGAGAAAGUGGAGAUCAACACAGCAGAGAGACAUGUGUGUUUGACCCGGGAUGUUCAGACCAGCUUGUCUCUUUCCAUGGAGACCGCCGUCUCCAAGGUGAAAACCCCUGUUGUGAACACCAAGAGCAAAGUAUUGGUCCCAGGGCUUCCCGGUCACCAAGCCCCCAUCAAGGGAAGCUCACAGGGAUCAGAGAAGAGGAAAAAAGACACAGACACCAAAGAGAUGUCCAUAGCGGAGCGGCUAGGUGAAAUCGAUCUGUCCACAGUCUCCACCGACAAGGGGGCUCUUAAAGGGGCGGCCUCUUUACAGACGGACAACUUUGCUGUGCUGCUGGUGCAGGGCCUGGAGAGCAGCGACGCCAACAUCCUCAAUAAAGUUUUCCAGACUCGUAAAGAUAUGGUGAUAAAGAAAACGGUUGCUAGGUUACCCCUCCCUGCUGUUUUACCUUUGGUGGAAGAGAUCACAAAGAGGCUCCAAGGGCAUCCUUUCACGGCCGUUUUAAUGGUGCGGUGGCUCAAGGCUGUGCUCAUGCACCACACAUCAUACCUGGCAUCGCUGCCAGACCUGGUUACCCAGCUGGGAGUGCUUUAUCACAUGAUUGAGAGCCGAGUGAAGAUGUUCCACAAGCUAACGAAGCUGCAUGGGAAACUGUAUCUGCUAAUGACACAGGUGGCGACAGGUGACAGCAGCAACACCGUUACAGUUGUUGACCACACAGCAAAGCUGGUGUAUGAAGAAGAAUCAUCUGAUGAAGACGAGGCCUCUGGUGAUGAAGGUCUCCAUGACGACGACUCUGAUAACUGGGAGGAGGAGGAGGAGGACGCGGCGAUGGAGGAGGACAAGGAGGAAAAGGCGGACGAGGAAGAGGACGAUCCAGACAGCAGAACAGACUCCAAAGCGAACGGAGAGGAAGACAUGGAGCGUGGGAACGAGAGCGAAGAGGAGUAAGGAUGAGCGGGGGUGGAAUGCUAGUCGCACGUAAAAAUGGACCUGAAAGAGUUAUAUAUACUUUCAUUUUAUUUUCACUCUUUUUGAUUUUAUUAUCAGAACAAAGUAUGGUUUUACAAAAAAAGAAUAAAAAAAAUCAAGGGCCUCGUGGUGAUGAAAUCUGGGCAGCUGCCUCGCCACUACAAGGUUCAGUCACAAGGAGGUGAUGUCGUCUUCCCCCCCCAUCAGAGGAACGGAUGCAGCAUUUUGCGAAGUCGCGUAGAAACAUUCUGCUCUCUUCUUCUUCUUCUCCUUCUUCUUCUGCUGUCAGUUCAGUCUGCAUCCCAGCUCUACAGCCUGACCAGUUAGUGUUGAAAGAUGACUGAAAAGAAUGAUUUGGUGGCGUUCCAGUUUGCCGACACUGCUGUGUGCAUUCCAAAUUUUUUUAUGUUAUGUAUUAAUAAAUAGUAUUAGAGUAUAUUGUCUAAGCCUAACUGUAGAUGAGACAGCACUCUGUCUGCGCUCAGUUUAUUCUAAGACGACUCCGUAGGCCAUCUGGAACCAGCCUCGUCGCUCUAUGGAGGCAAACACAAACAGGUGUGGAGUUGGGAUGCAGCCCCCCCUCACAACCCCAGGUGUUUUGUUGUACAGAAUACUGCUCGAUCCAGAGGCGAGACCAUACAUACAUACAUACAUACAUCAUGUCCCUCAAACAAUGUAAAUCUGUAUGUACAGUGAAGUGUUUGAAUGAGCUCUUCCCUCUACAGCUAUUCCCCCACAAAUGCUUGGGAUUAAAUGAACUCCUGUAAAGUC